AAACGUCAGGUCACAGUGGCAGAAGGAGGGUUGCGGUAGAUGUGGGGGUGAGGCGUCUUUAUUUCUCACAUGCCGUCUUACCCAGUUCUCUGCAGCCGCCGCCCAUUUUUCCUUCUUCCUGUCCUUCGUACCUUUCUUGCAACCGCCUAUCCGACAUCUUCCGCCAAUGUCCAGUCACGUGUCGGUCCGCAAGUCUCCUCCUCCUUCUUUUCCUCCUCUUCCUCCGAUUCCAUGUCAGGGAUCUUGUCUCGGCUCUCCCACGGUAAAAUCACGCCAUUCGAGGCCGAAACCGAGCUGCUUCGACUUCAACCACACAUAUGGAAAGGAGCAGCAGGAGAAAACACGGAGAAAGCAAAGGGAUACGACUCGGUAGAAAGCUUUGCCAAGGUCGACAUAUCUAGGGCGGCACGCACCGGAUUGCCGGAGAGGCUUGGCUCAACGUGA
Molecule: messenger RNA, 444 nt
Organism: Nannochloropsis gaditana CCMP526
Exons: 2
Coding region: 70-444 (124 amino acids)
Source: RefSeq, a predicted model, not a curated record